This is a messenger RNA of Paramecium sonneborni, 725 nucleotides long. Lineage: Eukaryota; Ciliophora; Oligohymenophorea; Peniculida; Parameciidae. The record is from the annotation of a GenBank genome assembly.
AUGAAUUAACAAUAAGAAAUAAGUGCUAAAGAAAAUAGUGCAGAUUUUUCAACAACGUAAUAAGAAUGUAGAAAUGGUAAUGCUGCAGAGCAUUAACUAUCAAAAAAAGAACAAUUUUUACUUAAGUGUACUAAACAUUAAGACAUUAUGAUCUACAAAAAGAGGUAUUAAAUUGGUGAUAGUGUAUUAAUCAAGACAACUAAUCAAAUAGAAUAGAUUGGAUUGAUUUAAAAUUUUUAUAGUUAUCAACAAGAUGAUAAAACAAUAGUUCCUUUAGUUGAAGUUUAAUGGUAAAUCUAAAUUGUUUCAUUUCAGGUAUUGUACUUAUUAAGAUCUUGCAGACUCAAUAGAUAAAGACUCAUUUUCAGAAUGUGAGUUAUUUUUAACUGAUUAAACUACUAUUCUAUUUAUUGAUUGCAUCUAGGCAAAAUGUUUUGUUAUGAAUAUAGAUGAAUUUGAAAAUACUGGAACAUCAAAUGCUUAUUUUACUAGAGCAAAAUAUAAUACUUUGACUAAACAAUUAGAACCUCCAAUUUCUUAAUGGAAAAAGGUUUGUAUUUGUGAAUAGCCUUAAAAUCCUGUAAAUUAUUUAUUUAAUUUUUAGGAUUUAUUAUAUAUCUAAUGUGAUCAAUGUAAUAAAUGGUUUCAUUUAUCAUGCAUGGGAUUAACAUAAGAAUAAGCAAAUUAAAUGGAACAAUAUAGUUGCAAAAUUUGUAAAAAAUGAG